AUGGUGCCUCCGCCAGCUAUUCCGCCUCGACCACACGGAUCACAGCAACCGCCUCCAUAUGCACAGGAAAAGUCCACCGUGAGGUUCACAAAUCUCCAGUCUGGCGAGACAGUGUUCACCCGGCUGCUCAUCGUCGAAGGCACUGUCGAUUCGACCACCAAGGAUGGUAGCAUCACCGUAAGCAGUGACAGCAAGUCUGGAUUCAAGCCUGAAAGGUGGGAGAUCAAUCAGGGCUAUUUCAAGGCGCUUGUACCUCUCGUUCGUGGGUGCAACAACCUGACGUUCGAAGCCCAGCUUUCAGGGACAAGCGAGACAAGCCGCACCACGAUAUCCGUCACAUACGACAGGCCAGCAAACGCGCCGCCGCUGCAUCUUGCCAUCGUCGCUGCGUGUGACUCUCCCGUCUGGAACAAUGACGGUCGAAUGCCUCCUAGCGUCCCGCUCAAACCAGGUAAUCCGAGUGCCGCUGCUGCGGUCAAGGAGGAUCGGUUCUCGCGUUUUCUAAGCAAAGCUAUGGACAAACUCGAUCUCGCGGCAGGUUCCUCACAUAGCCCGGUCGACGAGCACGAUCGCGCACUUGUCGAUACGCCUCCUGGUCCGCGACGUGAAGCAUUCAAAGCAGGUGGUCUCCACGAAGUCAAGCGACGGAUAGCCCUUCAGGCCUACCUCUGGCAAGCCUUCCACUCGGAACAGAUGAGAAGGCAUGGCAUGGGUCGGCGCGCAUUCCAGCUCGACGACGAAGCAUCGUUCGCACAAGGAGAGCGAUCGCUCGAGCUGCUGCCACGUGUCCAUCUGAUCAAGUCGCGCCGGACGCUGCGAGAGUUUCGUGAUCCAGAGAACGCGCAGCAGAAGCCCAACGCCCGAAACGGUGGAGCUAUGCAUGCCUUUGCCGCGGAAGCGCUCGAGGACCCUUCGACUCCGCGCGAGCUUCAUUGGUCGCCUGUCGCUGUUCUGACGCUCGACACCAUCUGGGAUCCGAAGAUGCGGCUGCUCCGAGCUCACGGCGCUGUCGGUGCGGGUGGACCGGGCAGCUUGUCCCACGGCGUGAUGGGCUCGCACUGGCUCUGGGCUGCACCACGAUCGCUCGACCAAGUCACAGCUGCUUUCUUGGACACAGAGGCCACGGACGAAUCCUGCUGCGUCAACGACCUCGACGAAUGUCCGACCGCAUGGCAGACGCUCAACAUCGGAUCUGGUGCCUUCUUCCACGAAGCGGGGCACGCCAUGAACCAGCCUCAUUGGCCAACUGGGCUGAUGGCGAGGGGAUACAUUGAAUUCUCUCGUGCGUUCAUGACGCGGGAACCUGGUUGCAAGAGGAAUCGUGUUGCGCCGGGUCGAUUCUUCGCGCCUAUACACGCGGGCAAUGACGACAAGCACAAUCAUGUGCAUCGAGCUCAAGCCGUGCGAGCGAGGUGGCAUCCGUGCUUCGUCCUCCCCUCUGAUCCCAUCUUGCCAUACUUUCAGCCUGGCGACCAUUCGGCUUGGAUAAGGUGGAACGAGAACGAACCUUCGUGGACGAGUACACCCCGUGGAGCGCUCUUGAAGUGCGACUCUGGCAUCGGGUCGAUUGAAGUCGAAGUCAACGGGGACUAUAAAACGCACGUAGAGUGGUUGAAUCUGCAAACCCCAUCAGGACCACCGCAGAUGCCGCCACGAGAAACGAUGAUCGACGCAUCGUACCUCAGCAACCUCGUCGGCUUCGAUGUCAUGCAUCCUUCCUCCCCAAAUGUCAAGCUCAACGCUCUCGCCUGCAAUAUGCGUCAAGCCGAGCUCGAUGGAUACAGACAACACGCCAUCGCGAGAUCACUUCACAUCGAAGGCUUCGAUGCCUCCCGUCGAACGAUCUUGAAGACACUCCCGCUAGGUCAGGUCAACCGUUCAGGUCACCAGUGGGAUCUCAUCUUCCCCUUUGCCAGAGACGAUGUACCUCCCAUCGAGUUGGUAGCCAUCGACAUUUUCAGCGGUGCAAGCUUCGAUGGGUUUGUACUGCACUAUUCGAACGGCACCACGAGUCGCUUUGGUCCGUGUGGGGGGUCGCCUUUCCGCAUGCAGGUAGGGAGAGGCGAUCGAAUUCAGCGCAUCAGUGUGAGGGCGGGGGCGUGGAUCGAUGCGGUGGAGGUGGUGUUGAAGAACGGAGGGAGUAGUGGCAUGCGAGGCAAUACGAGCGGUGGGUCGUUGAGGGUGCUGGAGCCAACGGAUAGAAGAGGGGAGAUUGUAGGGUUGUACGGGACAAGUGGCGACUGGAUGGAUUCCGUCGGUGCUUAUACGAGCUCUCCAGCCUGA
Pseudozyma hubeiensis SY62 is the source of this 2283-nucleotide messenger RNA. RefSeq names its product zinc metalloproteinase. Gene Ontology annotation, cellular component: cytoplasm. The transcript has a single exon. NCBI's taxonomy places the organism in Eukaryota, Fungi, Basidiomycota, Ustilaginomycetes, Ustilaginales, Ustilaginaceae. The coding region runs from base 1 to 2283 and encodes 760 amino acids. The record is from RefSeq and is a predicted model, not a curated record.